Salvelinus namaycush (lake trout) is the source of this 2130-nucleotide messenger RNA. RefSeq names its product ATP-dependent RNA helicase DDX19B-like. The transcript is spliced from 12 exons. Bases 179 to 1687 code for a protein of 502 amino acids. Gene Ontology annotation, cellular component: cytoplasmic stress granule; nucleus. Gene Ontology annotation, biological process: poly(A)+ mRNA export from nucleus. Lineage: Eukaryota; Metazoa; Chordata; Actinopteri; Salmoniformes; Salmonidae. The record is from RefSeq and is a predicted model, not a curated record. Gene Ontology annotation, molecular function: ATP binding; RNA binding; RNA helicase activity.
CGGACGCACUGGUGAACUCCGUAGCCGAUUUCUUCACGCCAUUGUAAUAUUAGUUUAUUUUCAGACUUUGGAAACACUUUGUUAGGGUUUCUAGCUCAGUUAUCUGGUUGGUGUUGAAACUACUGGCAAUCAGGUGGUGUGAUAAGAGAACGAGAGUGACCUAAUAACAGCGGACAACAUGUCAGCAGACUCCUGGGCCCAGGCUGUGGACGAGCAAGAAGCCGCCGCGGAAUCGAUUGGUAGCCUACAAAUCAAAGACAAGCCCGAGGAAAAUGGUACUGCCAACACUGCAUUGGCGACGACUACGACGACAACAACAACGACGACAAACACAGCAGCAGCCAGCGCUACAACGCCUGCAAAGACAGGAGGAGAGGGAGACAAAACAGGGGAGGAGGACGAUAAAGAUGACAAGGCGGCACAGUCGUUAUUGAAUAAGUUGAUACGCAGUAAUCUAGUGAACACAACCAAUCAAGUAGAAGUCCUACAGAGGGAUCCCAACUCUCCGCUUUACUCUGUCAAAUCCUUCGAGGAACUACGGCUUAAACCUCAGCUGCUCCAGGGAGUGUACGCCAUGGGCUUCAACCGACCCUCCAAAAUCCAAGAGAACGCAUUACCCAUGAUGCUCGCUGAACCCCCACAGAACCUGAUAGCCCAGUCUCAGUCAGGGACGGGGAAGACUGCUGCCUUUGUCCUGGCCAUGCUCAGUCAUGUGGAUCCCAACAACAAAUUCCCACAGGCUCUCUGUGUGUCUCCUACCUAUGAGCUGGCCCUGCAGACGGGGAAGGUCAUUGAGCAGAUGGGGAAGCACUACUCAGAGGUCAAACUAGUCUACGCCAUCAGAGGAAACAAACUGCCGAGAGGUACUCAGCUCCAGGAGCAGGUCGUGAUAGGGACGCCAGGCACCAUGCUGGACUGGUGUCUGAAGUUCAAGUUCAUCGACCCCAAGAAGAUCAAAGUGUUUGUCCUGGACGAAGCUGACGUCAUGAUCGCUACACAGGGUCAUCAGGACCAGAGUAUACGCAUUCAGAGGAUGCUACCCAAACAGUGCCAGAUGCUGCUAUUCUCGGCCACAUUUGAGGAGACGGUGUGGAACUUUGCCCAGCGCAUCGUCCCAGACCCCAACAUCAUCAAGCUGAAACGGGAGGAGGAGACGCUGGACACCAUCAAGCAGUACUACGUCCUCUGUAACAGCAAGGAGGAGAAGUUCAUGGCCCUCUGCAACAUCUACGGAGCCAUCACCAUCGCUCAGGCUAUGAUCUUCUGUCAUACCAGGAAAACGGCGGGGUGGUUGGCAGGGGAGCUGUCCCGGGAGGGACACCAGGUGGCGCUGCUCAGUGGUGAGAUGCAGGUGGAGCAGAGAGCUGCUGUCAUCGACCGCUUCCGAGACGGAAAGGAGAAGGUCCUGGUCACCACCAACGUCUGUGCCAGAGGUAUUGACGUGGAGCAGGUUUCCGUGGUGAUAAACUUUGACCUGCCGGUGGACAGAGACGGUAACCCGGACAACGAGACGUACCUUCAUCGGAUUGGCCGCACGGGUCGUUUUGGGAAGCGGGGAUUGGCCAUCAACAUGGUGGACAGCAGGUUCAGCAUGAACGUCCUAAACAAGAUCCAGGAUCACUUCGAUAAGAAGAUCGAGAAGCUGGACACAGAUGAUCUGGAUGAGAUAGAGAAAAUCGCCGGCUGAAAAGAGUUCAGAACCACAUGACUGCUCUAGUCCCUCUUCCUGCUUCUCCCAGACCCCCCCCCCACCCCUCCCCUCGGACUGUUAUCAUAGUGUCUUUAAUUUUUUUAACUUUAGCGUUGGAGAGAAGAGCAAAGCCACAAACACAGCUAUAAUGUUUACAUGUGGUUAAAUGUCUAAUCUCAGAUGUUUUUAUAAGUCUCUGAAACGUUCCCGUUUCACUCUUUGUACUUCUUAAUGAAUAAAGUUUAUAAUAUUAGCUAACAUUUUUCAUUUGUAUAUGUGCAUUGUUAUGCUGUCAUGGUGGUAGGCUUAUGAAAAACAUUUUUUUGUUUUGUUGUGCAAAUCACAUGUUAUUACUGCCAGUAUCUUAGUUAUUACUGCCAGCAGUUAUUUUGGUGGAAUGGAAACAAGCCCUCUCAUUUUAUAUAAAGAUAUUUUUGUUU